AUGGCUGGAGAGUCCCUUACGGAGAGGAAGCAGUUAGCGAAGCGCGUAAUCGAGAUUGUGCCCAUCAAAGACUCGCGUAGUCUAACGAUUCGCUUCCCCAUUCCAGACCUGCAAGAAGAGUACAAAUCAAACCCUGCUCAUUAUAUUUCUCAUUUACUUGGACACGAAGGGAAAGGAUCACUGUUGUCAGAACUGAAGCGUUUGGGAUGGGUAAGCUCGCUUUCUGCCGGUGAAUCCACUUUGGCAAAAGGAAUGAGCACAUUCGAUAUUCAUGUUGAUCUCAGUGUUGAUGGCCUUAAUCAUACAGAAGAUAUUGUCAGCUUAGUAUUUAACUAUAUUGGUCUACUAAAACGUACCGGUGCUCUGUCGUGGGUUCAAGAGGAGCUCAGUGAAUUGGGAGAGCUUAAGUUCCGAUUUAAGGACAAGGAAAAUCCGAUGAGUUUGGCUACGAAGCUGGCGUCUGAACUGAAGCAAGUACCUUUCGAAGAUAUUCUAUCGUGGCACUAUUUGUUAACAGAAUUCAAUCCCGAUCGUAUCAUGGAAAUUAUCGAUAUGCUAACUCCUCAGAAUAUGUUUUACAUGGUGAUUGCGAAGAACUUCAGCGGUCAGGAAGGAAAUACAGAAGAGCCAGUCUAUGGGACAGAAAUGAGAAUCAGUGACAUUAGUGAGGGUACGAUGAAUCGAUUCCAAGCAGCUAUAGAGACGGUGCACCCUGCGCUUCAUAUGCCAGAGAAAAACGAGUACAUUCCGACGAAAUUCGAUCAGAAACCUCGAGAAGCAAUGAAGAGUGAGCACCCGCGUGUCAUCUAUGAUGAUGUAUGGUGUCGUAUCUGGUUCAAACAGGAUUGA
Molecule: messenger RNA, 849 nt
Organism: Cooperia oncophora
Lineage: Eukaryota; Metazoa; Nematoda; Chromadorea; Rhabditida; Trichostrongylidae
Source: the annotation of a GenBank genome assembly